AUGGACCCCGGAGAGAUCGAACAGAAACCUCCAGUGGAGGCACCACAAUCCACGACCGCGCCACCAGAGAUGUUACUCGAAACGAGCGAAACAACAGUCUCAGCAGUGUCACCAUCCCCGCCACCCAUAACAGCACCCGACCCGGCACCACCAGUGAUGCUCGAGUCGCCGUUCAUGAGCGAACCUGAAGUGGCUGAACGCUCUCCGACGCCAAAGGGGCCGCUCGCCGACCCAAACCUAACACCUAUCCCCCGGACUCGCGGCACGUUCUUCCCCCGCUUCGCUCCUCUGCCCGAACGGCAAGGUACUGCGAGGCCGAGGGAAUAUCGGCGCGCACCGAGAAUGGAUGAGGCCGUGCACGACCAGAAGUUAUCUGAGAUGGGUUCAAUCCGUAUGGGCACGUCCGCGCUCAUCUCGGCUCUUUCAGCCCUACCUCUGGAGGCGGACGAGUCGUCUAUAUCGUCUGAUGAGGAGGUUGAGACGAAGAGCCUCCCACCGCAUCGGCCGAAGAUCUCGCGCAUGCACUCAUCGCUGCUGACGCUCCGCCCCAUGGCACCCGCAACUGAGGGCGAGCUGUACAGCACAAGAUCUCAGCCAGCCACAUCGCGUAGCCCACCCAGGGAUAACCACAGUCCUCUUAGGAGCGCCCGCAGCCCACCAGACAGUCCCGAGUCGCGGCACCACAAGCUUACAUUUCCAUACAAGGAGAAUGUGAUCUCGCGGCGGGCACGCGCACCGAGCAUAACCGAACUCAAGUACCAGCACGCACCAGCGAGCCCUGAGUUGGCACGUGAGGACCUGCUGGGACCAGGGCGCAUAACAUGUACCGAGACGUUGAGGGAGAUCGCAACUGGCACUGCCGAAGUGUCUGAACCAGUGGAGGAGAUCGAGGGAUCCGCGAUCGGGAGGCCAGAGCGAGGCCACCUUGCAGUCGAGAGCGAGAGCACUCCGCAGAUGCUCCAGAGCGUGUUUGGGCUCGCAGACCAGGAGGAGCUUAUCGAGGAGAUGCACUGCUGGUUGCUCCGCACUGAGAUGCUACAGGGCUACAUGUACCUCACGCGACGGCACAUCUGCUUCUUCGCCAAGGUCAGUCAAACGGAGAACGACAAGACGAUCAAGAGCGGUCCGUUGUGGAAGAAGGCCAGCCGGACCAAGAUGAGCACCAGAUUCUGGGUAACCCUUAGGAAUGAUGUCUUGUCCUGGUACGAUAGUCCGAACGACCCAUACUUUCCCAAGGGCAAUGUGUCGCUGCAAUAUGCACUCAACUGCGAUCUCGUGGACGAGACGCGCUUUAAGGUUAGACUCCCCGAGCGCCACUACAACUUCCAGUCGGACACGCCAGCCAAUGCCCAAGAGUGGGUGCGCGUCAUCCAGAAGUCUAUCGUCAAGCUGCAGAACGAAGGGCAAGGCGUCAAACUCAUCAUUCCGUGGGAGGCUGUGUACGAAGUAGAGAGAAGCCCCACGCUCGAGUUUGCCGAGACUAUCGAGAUCAAGGUGGUUGAUAGCGAGGACGCUAUGUCGCUCGACAGCUACUUUUUCGCCUCUUUCCCAGACAACGACUACGCCUACGACCUCCUUCAGACGCUCCUGCGCGAGCGCCCUGUUUCGGAAUUGCCGCCACCUGCUGCGCCACGUCCGAAGCCGACCGACCAGAAGCGCGACUCGCGCUCGAGGUUCAGCUUGACGAAUCUGAGCUCGGCACUACCAAUUCACAUCCCCAAGUUUGCCAGUGAUAAGAGGGACGCAGAUCACGAUCGUGUCCCAAUAGCUCCUCCGACGGUUCUCGACCUACCUCAGUCAGGUACGGAAUCGGUUGUGAACCACAGCGAGCCCAACUCGGAGAUGAGCGAGGACGAUGAAGCAAAGCCGCGUAUCAAGGGAUAUCCUCCGCGGCCGUCAGGACCAACCCCGCCAGGCAUGGUGUCCACCCCGUCUGGCUGGGCAGCGACGGACUGGAUCCGCCGCGGAUCCGCGCAACUGUUCGGCCCGUCUCCGGGAUCUCGGCUUCCCCCACCCAGGCGGAGAGUCACCCGCAGGGGAUCAGUGACGGAGGUCGUUGAGGGGUAUGCCUUCGAGAGCACGGACGAAAGUGACAGCGAGCCGGCUCGCUCGCGAACGAGACACUCGAUCCCUAGACUCAUGAGCACGGCCACUGAGCUAUCCCUUCCCACACAGGAGGACUCAGUCGCCAAACAGUUCCGCAAAACCUUUGCGUUGCCGGAGAAGGAGAUCCUCCUUGACCACAUGUCGGGAAGCCUAUACCGCGUCCUGCCGGUGUCUGGCCGAUUCUUCGUAUCCACGAACUACUUCUGCUUCAGAUCGUCUGGGCUCCUCAGCAAGACCAAGAUGAUCGUUCCCAUCCGCCAGCUGUACGGCAUGAAGGCGCAGAAGGCGUUCCGCUUCGGCCACCAUGCCCUCAUCGUCAUCAUCAAGGGGUAUGAAGAGCUGUUCCUCGAGUUCCACUCUGCGGAUAGACGCGACGAGCUUAUGACGCUGCUCGAGGAGCGGAUGGACGACGUCCGCGAAGCCGGUCAGGCGAUCAAGGCGAUCGAGACCACGCUCGGCGAGACUGCCGCUCUCACUGACGAUAUGGGCGGCAGCGUGCAGGCUGACGCAGCGAUCGGCUCUAUGUUCGAUUCGGCCACCAGCUCGUUUUUACAGUUCAAGCCCGAGCCGAUGACCAUUGUGUGCCUUACCAUCGGAAGCCGCGGCGACGUGCAGCCGUACAUUGCACUGUGCAAGGGGCUGCAGGCCGAAGGGCAUACGUGCCGCAUCGCGACUCACGCUGAGUACCAGGCCUGGGUGGAGGGACAUGGCAUUGGAUUCGCACCUGUAGGCGGCGACCCGGCCAAGCUCAUGGAGCUAUGCGUCGACAACGGCAUGUUCACUAUCUCGUUCCUCAAGGAGGGCCUGCAGAUGUUCCGUGGCUGGUUAGACGAGCUCUUGAACGAGUCGUGGCUGGCGUGCCAAGGCGCUGACCUUCUCAUUGAGUCUCCCAGCGCCAUGGCAGGCAUCCACAUUGCCGACGCACUGCGCAUCCCGUACUACCGCGCGUUUACGAUGCCGUGGACGCGCACGCGGGCGUACCCGCAGGCGUUUGCUGUGCCAGAGCACAAGCGUGGCGGGAGCUACAACUACAUGACGUACGUCAUGUUCGACAACGUCUUCUGGCGUGCAAUUGCGGGACAGGUCAAUCAUUGGCGCAAGAACGUGCUCAAGAUUGACGCGACGACCUUUGACAAGAUGGCACAGGAUAAAGUGCCAUUCUUAUACAACUUCUCACCUUCAGUGGUCCCACCUCCGAUGGACUGGACCGAGUGGAUACACGUUUGCGGCUACUGGUUCUUGGACAAUGCAGACGGCAAGAAGGACUGGACACCGCCGGAUGGAAUCGUGGACUUUAUCGAGAAUGCGCACGCGAGAGGCAAGAAGGUCGUGUACAUUGGCUUUGGCUCAAUCGUUGUCUCGGACCCGCAGGAGAUGACGCGCUGCGUCGUGCAGGGUGUUAUGGACUCUGGCGUAUGCGCGAUCCUGAGCAAGGGAUGGUCGGACCGUGGGAGCCGGGGUAAGACCAACCAUUCCGAGGUGGGCGAUUCGAUAGCAGAUGGCGCGGACGGCGUCGAGCUUCCACCAGAGAUCUUCUCCGUUGACGCAAUCGACCACUCCUGGUUAUUCCCACGCAUCGACGCCGCAUGCCACCACGGCGGCGCGGGCACGACGGCCGCGUCAUUGCGUGCAGGCAUCCCCACGAUCAUCAAGCCCUUUUUCGGCGACCAGUUCUUCUGGGCUGAGCGUGUCGAGUCCCUCGGUGUCGGCACAGGCCUGAGACAGCUCACAUAUGAGGGACUCGCGAGAGCGCUUGUCGAAGCCACGACGAACGAGCGGCAGAUCGCUAAAGCCAAGAUCGUUGGACAGACCAUUCGCGCUGAGGAUGGCGUCCAGCGCGCCAUCGAAGCGAUCUACCGGGACCUCGAGUACGCGCGUUCCCUUAUCCCUCAUGAGGAGGACCCUUACUCAAUCCGGGCUGGGCUCCCGCUCACGCUGUCGCGUACGCCAUCGCGGCAGGACAGCUCACACACCCCCUCCCGCUCAGGCAGCCACACGCACUCUCGCACGUCGAGCCUCGGCGACAUCCUCACUCACUCGCACUCGCGCACCCGCAGCACCGAGGGCAUGCGCUCCGACGGGAGCUGGAGCGUCGUCAGUGACGGCGGGGCGAGUCACAGCGACUCGGACGAACACCACCACCGCGUUCCCGUUCUCGGCAGUCUCGUCGGCCACAUCAGCUCGGCGAUCAACCGCGCCGAGACGCGCAAGUAG
Cutaneotrichosporon cavernicola is the source of this 4320-nucleotide messenger RNA. RefSeq lists its product as uncharacterized. The record is from RefSeq and is a predicted model, not a curated record. The transcript is spliced from 10 exons. Gene Ontology annotation, molecular function: UDP-glycosyltransferase activity; hexosyltransferase activity. Gene Ontology annotation, biological process: carbohydrate metabolic process; sterol metabolic process. Lineage: Eukaryota; Fungi; Basidiomycota; Tremellomycetes; Trichosporonales; Trichosporonaceae. The coding region runs from base 1 to 4320 and encodes 1439 amino acids.